AUGUCUGUAUCUACUCGUGCGGGCUUCGCCUGGAAGGGUGGUCGUCUUGACGAGCCAACCGAUACUCUCGUCUUAACCGGAAAUUCUUACUUCGUCGACGUCCGCGUGCGCAAAUCCGAUCGGAAACUCGACUGGGCCUUCGCGGGGACCAAGACCAGCAAGCCAGGCCCUCAUCCUGGCGAAACGACGUCGACAUGGCACCAUACGAUUGACUCGCUGCAUGACGGCCCUGUUGAGGACUCCGGCAUUCUCUGGGCCGAUCCUUCCGAUCCCUCUCGCACUCUGGAGCGCGGCGAGAUGCUCAACCCUGCCACGGGCCAAGUCGAAGCAUACGAGGAGGUAUGGGAAGAUGUCGAUCCUCCUCCGGGCACGCGUGUAGCGUUCGUCGAGAAAGACGACGGGUCCGCCAUGGUGGGAAUCAUCGGUGCCAGACGAUUAGGUGCCAGUCGCACCAGCGCAUGGCGCCUUGAAGCUGGCAGAGUUGUGUUCUGCGUCGGGAAUCCGGAGGGGAUGGAUGUCUCAAUCCCAGUUAGCGAGCCUGUUGAGCCCGGGACCCGGCUUGGGUCGUGGUUGGUACGCGAAUGCUGGGAAACUCCGGAUCCAGAGGCAGAUGCGGCUCUUAGGGCGAGCGUCGAACACAGUCACCAUCACGAGCACGAGCACGUCCACGGGCCUUGCCACUGUCAUGGUCCCGAUGACGACGACUCAGAUGUCGACGAAUGA
Molecule: messenger RNA, 723 nt
Organism: Peniophora sp. CBMAI 1063
Lineage: Eukaryota; Fungi; Basidiomycota; Agaricomycetes; Russulales; Peniophoraceae
Source: the annotation of a GenBank genome assembly